UUUGGACUUUUCAUGUCCCUCACCGGUAUUUCUGAGUCCUGGGAAAGAUUUUCUCCCUUCUACGUCUUUGCUUCCCCUAUGUUCCUGCAACAGAUGAUCAACUCCAAUUUCCGCGAACGAUAAAUCAAAAUGGCACCUUUCUUUGUUCUGUUUCUAUUAGCCUCUUCAUUGACUCAAGGGUAUGCUCAAUUUCAACCAAAAAACGAAGCUUUUAUAUCCUUGUUGAUUACCCAAAAUGGCCUUGACUUUGUGAAGGAGUUGCUGGUGAACAAGGCAAUUUCCUCACUGGUCUCACUUCGAUUGCCGAAUAUUGAAAAGACUGCGAAAAUCCCAGUUGUGGGUAAUGUCUACAUGGUGCUCUCCAACAUCACAAUUUAUCAUAUUGAUGUUCCUUCCUCGCAUGUCAAGCCAGGGGAGACAGGAAUUUCCAUUAUAGCUUCUGGGGUUACUUGUAAUUUGAGUAUGAAUUGGUAUUACUCUUAUAGUACAUGGCUUGUGCCUGUUAAGAUCUCUGACAGAGGUAGAGCAGAAGUUCAGGUUGAAGGCAUGGAAGUAGGACUUACAUUGGGUUUGGAGAACCAGGAAGGGUCUUUGAAGCUGAAACUCAAGGACUGCGGGUCUAAUGUUAAAGAUAUUUCAAUAAAAUUGGAUGGAGGUGCAUCUUGGCUUUAUCAAGGGAUAGUUGAUGCUUUUGAAGAUAAAAUUGGUUCAACAGUGGAAAAUGCUAUCGCCAAGAAACUUACGAAAGGGAUUUCAAGCCUUGACUCGUAUUUGAAAAGUCUUCCAAGGGAGGUCCCAGUUGAUGAUCAUGCUUCUAUGAAUGUCACUUUUGUCAAUGAUGUUUUAUUCAGUGAUUCAUCUGUUGGAUUUGAAACCAAUGGGUUAUUUAUAGAAAGAAAGAUUUCCUUACCUAUUCUUGACCUCGACCACAAGAACUCGAAACUUCCAAUUUUAUGCACAAAUUCAUCAAAAAUGCUAGGGAUCACUUUAGAUGAGGCUGUUUUUAACUCCGCAACAGCCUUAUAUUAUGAUGCAAAAUUUAUGCACUGGAUUGUUGACCAAAUACCAGAUCAAUCUCUACUGAACACUGCAGGAUGGAGAUUUAUUGUUCCCCAGCUGUACAAGAAAUACCCAAAUCAUGACAUGAACUUGAAUGUAUCUUUAUCGUCUCCUCCAGUUGUGGAGAUUUCAAAUCAGAAAGCUGGUGCCACCAUAUUUGCAGACAUGGCAAUCGAUGUUUUGGAAGAAGAUGAAGUAAUACCAGUGGCAUGCAUAUCAUUGGUAAUUCAAGGUACAGGUCUGGUCAAAAUCAAAGGAAACAACCUCGUAGGUUCUAUCAGAUUGAAUGACUUUCAAAUGUCAUUGAAAUGGAGCAACAUUGGCAAUCUGCGGAUGUACCUCAUUCAGCCAGUUGUGUGGACGCUUAUUGAAACUGUCUUCUUGCCAUAUGCAAAUGCACGUCUGAGUAAAGGGUUACCUUUGCCCAUCAUUCAUGGUUUCACCUUACAAAAUGCAGAGAUAAUCUUGUCAACUUCAAGAAUUGCAGUUUGCAGCGAUGUAGCUUUUGCAGAUUCAAACAAGCGUUUUCUUCAAUUUCAUUGAAGAGUGUAUGGUUAUUGUUCAUGGAGUGUAAAUAGUUCAAAUCAGAAAUCAAGAUGAUACAUCUACUUGUGCAAUCUUAUUUCAUUUGUUAAUUGCUACUUGCUGGGAAACGGGGCAAUCAUUAUACAAACUUUGAUACAAAUACUUGCUCCGCCAGUUAUCAUGUAAGAAGUAGAGGUUUAUAAAACCUUGCAAAAGAACAUGUGCAUAUUUGAAUUAGAGUUAGUAUUUGAAUAAAUUUGAUGUUACAAACUUGGUUUUGAUUA
Messenger RNA from Glycine soja, 1868 nucleotides. RefSeq names its product putative BPI/LBP family protein At1g04970. The transcript is spliced from 6 exons. Bases 130 to 1602 code for a protein of 490 amino acids. The record is from RefSeq and is a predicted model, not a curated record. Gene Ontology annotation, molecular function: lipid binding. Lineage: Eukaryota; Viridiplantae; Streptophyta; Magnoliopsida; Fabales; Fabaceae.